AUGUCGACUGUAAUAGUCAAGCUUGGAGGCGCCGCCAUCACCGACAAGUCGGUCCCAGACACGCUAUCCGACAAUAUCGAGAACCUGGUUGACAGUGUCGCGCACGCCUAUCAUCAAAUACUGCGCCCGGACGGCCGCCGUAUGAUCCUCAUCCACGGUGCGGGCAGUUUUGGACACCCACCCGCGAAGAAGUACCAGGUCAAGGCAGGGUGGAGUGCAAGGCUGGCUGGCUGCGGCGAUGCCGAACGUGACCGCGACAGUGUCAAGUUUGGCAUGGCACUGACCAGGCAGCGCGUGCUGCAGUUGCAUCUCCACGUCAUUCAGCGCCUGCAUGAGCGGGACCGCAUGCCCGUUCUGUCCGUAUCGACCUACGACACCGUAGAAACGGACGACGGAGCCACGACGGAGGACUCCAUCACCCGGCUAGUGGCGCGCGUGCGCCAGGUGCUGGACGCAGGCUUCGUGCCGCUGUUGUUUGGUGACGCCGUGUUCGAUCGUGUGCUAGGUUCGACGAUCUUGUCCGGGGACGCUCUCAUGUACCACCUCGCCGGCCGCCUCUCCGCCGUGCGGCGCUGCGUAUUCGUCACCGACGUGGCCGGCAUCUUCACGCAAGACCCGAAGCGCUUCCCGGAUGCUACGCUGAUCAUGAGGAUGCGCUGCAGCGAGGCAGGUGACGGCGGCGCAAUCGAGAAAGACGACGAGGCGGCGGCGAGCGUGGACGACGUUACGGGUGCGAUGCGGAGCAAGUGGCAGUGGGCGAAGCGCAUCGUGACGGAUGCCAGGCAGGUACAGGAAGUGGUCAUUUGUCAGGCGUCACAUUCAUCGAGGGCUAUUAGCUACGAAGGCAGCGAUGGAGGUGAAGCUGUUGCUACCGCUACUAACUGGACCGUCAUUGUUCGAUAA
Molecule: messenger RNA, 903 nt
Organism: Cordyceps fumosorosea ARSEF 2679
Lineage: Eukaryota; Fungi; Ascomycota; Sordariomycetes; Hypocreales; Cordycipitaceae
Product: kinase
Exons: 1
Coding region: 1-903 (300 amino acids)
Cellular component (GO): cytosol
Source: RefSeq, a predicted model, not a curated record